UUAAAUAAACAUAUGGCAACACUGCGAUCUUAGAAUGUGAUAGUGGAAGACUCUUUUGACUUUUCCUGAAAUCCUGAAUUUUCCAAAUCUAUUUACGUACAGUUCUUACACGAAAUCAUUUUUUCUGUUUAAAGUCUUAUCUACUUUAAGAACGCAAUCAUCUUCUUUCACAUCACAUUUCGAGGUUCGUAAUCGUCGAUCAAGGUAUCGCUCGCUGCCUAAACUUCGCAAGAUGUCGGGGAUAUUCUUGUUCAAUUUUGACAAGGAAAAGAUGCAUGUACCGUCGUAAGAGUUUGUGGAAUUUAAAUGAGCUUAUAAUCGUGUGAAUGUGUAAAUAUUAUAGAUAGAAUAACGCCAUCAUGAAUCAAGUAGCGAGUGAGGAUCAGAGUACUAUGUGCAAUCAAAUGAAUACGAAUAUAAAAAACAAAAGCAAAAAGGCCAAAGAUCCUUCGGAAAUGACUGACGAUAUAAGUAUAUUGGAUCAGGAAUUAAGCGAAACGUUAGUUAAUACACUUCAUAUAAACAACAUAAAUAGUAACCUAACUAAUGGGACGAGUGACCACUCGAAAGACGAGAGUCCCAGCAUUGGAAAUGAUAAGUCUGCAGCACAAGACGCAAGUGUAGUCGCAAUAGAUGUAAAUAGUAUACAGUGUAAUGAUGAGCAAGUGACAGAGAACAAUUCGACUCCUAACAUAGUCAGAUGUAAUGUUGGGGAGAAUAUUGAGAGUGGUCCUGCUGAUCAAGAUAAGGCACAGGGUGAAAUUAAAAUUAUUUCCUAUGAGUCGGAACUGCAGAUGCCAGAAAUAAUGCGUCUCAUACAGAAAGAUCUCUCAGAACCAUACUCAAUCUAUACAUAUAGAUAUUUUAUACAUAAUUGGCCUAAGCUUUGCUUCUUGGCAACCCACGAAGGGGUGUGCAUUGGUGCCAUUGUAUGUAAGUUAGAUACACACCGCAAUGUUGUGAAGAGAGGCUACAUUGCUAUGUUGGCGGUUGACAAGAAAUAUAGGAAAAAAGGUAUUGGCUCCCGGCUGGUACAGAAAGCUAUUCAGGCAAUGAUAGACGAUAAUGCGGAUGAAGUUGUAUUAGAAACAGAAAUAACGAACAAACCAGCAUUGAAGCUGUAUGAAAAUCUGGGCUUUGUGAGGGAUAAGCGUUUAUUUCGAUAUUAUCUGAAUGGUGUAGAUGCAUUACGACUGAAGUUGUGGCUUAGGUGAAAAUUUGUAGGUAACAAAUGUGAAAUUUUCAAUGUUGUGUUUUACUUCCGGGGCCUAUAGCUGUCUCAGCAUGCAUAAUGGUAUGCUGAUGAAAUACACAUAUACGGUCAUGUGGUAUUGCCUUUAAAAUGUCAGCUAAUGGUUCUAUAAAAAGUAACUUUGUUUGCCCUGUUCUAUUUGUUUUUUAAUAUAAACUUCUCAUUCUAUUAUGUCUUCAAGUCAAAAAUUGUAUGUAAGCUCUUUUUGAUUUGAUUUUAAAAACGCAAUACCAAUGUUUGAUGUAAUACCAUGAAUAAAUUUAAUAAAGAUGACCAUACUGUUGUCAUGGUUAAACCAGGGCCAUGUGGAUUUUAACCAAAUAUAUAGUUUGUUUUCAAUUAUUUUAGUCAUGUGAUAUGUUUUAUUUUAUCUAAUUUAUGUGUUGAAAAUUGUAAAUGAAAAAAUAUUUUCCCUUAUUGCUUUUAUCUCAUCUCAUUCAUAAGGAUGUAUAUGGUUUAAUAUCCAUACUAAAAAUACACAACUUGAAGAAUUUAUAA
Amyelois transitella is the source of this 1750-nucleotide messenger RNA. RefSeq names its product N-alpha-acetyltransferase 30. Lineage: Eukaryota; Metazoa; Arthropoda; Insecta; Lepidoptera; Pyralidae. The coding region runs from base 360 to 1214 and encodes 284 amino acids. The record is from RefSeq and is a predicted model, not a curated record. Gene Ontology annotation, molecular function: protein-N-terminal amino-acid acetyltransferase activity. Gene Ontology annotation, biological process: N-terminal peptidyl-methionine acetylation. The transcript has 2 exons. Gene Ontology annotation, cellular component: NatC complex.